Molecule: messenger RNA, 819 nt
Organism: Miscanthus lutarioriparius
Lineage: Eukaryota; Viridiplantae; Streptophyta; Magnoliopsida; Poales; Poaceae
Source: the annotation of a GenBank genome assembly
AUGGGUCUCCUCUCAAACAGGAUUGGGAAGGAGAGCCUCAAGGCGGGGGAUCACAUCUACUCCUGGAGGGCCGCGUGGGUCUACGCGCAUCACGGAAUAUAUGUGGGUGAUGAUAAGGUGAUCCAUUUUACAAGAAGUGGCCAGGAGGUUGGAACAGGAACUGUCGUUGAUAUUCUUCUUGUGAGUUCUGCCCCAAAGCGAAGCAACACGCCUUGUCCGGUAUGCACCAACGAAAUCAGUGACACCAGCACAGAGACAAACGGUGUGGUAUCCUCUUGCCUCAGCUGCUUCCUAGCUGGGGGUGCCCUUUACCGUUUCGAGUAUGCAGUCAACCCAACGCUCUUCCUUGCCAAAGCACGAGGAGGAACGUGCACCCUCGCGCACUCUGAUCCUGACGAUACGGUGAUUCGCCGUGCCAAGUACUUGCUGAACAAUGGUUUCAGGUGCUACAAUCUGUUCAAGAGCAACUGCGAGGACUUUGCGAUAUACUGCAAGACUGGCCUUCUUGUGGCUGAGCGCGGUGUUGUUGGGCAGAGCGGGCAGGCUAUCUCCAUCAUCGGUGGACCUCUUGCUGCAGUGGUCUCAACCCCGUUCCGCUUGGUUACCACAAAUAUCUAUGGAAUGGCAGUGAUGGCCGUCGGGGUGUACUGUGCAAGCAGGUAUGCAGCUGAUAUUGGCAACCGCCGUGACGUGGUGAAAGUGGAAGUAGAAGACCUGACGGCCGGAUUGGCCAGCGGCAGGAUACGUGCUGUGGAGAACAUCGCUCAGCUGGUGGCUCCGGCGGCAGAAAGCCCAGCCACGGCCACACUGGCUGCUUAA